Messenger RNA from Cornus florida, 2156 nucleotides. Its product is annotated as transcription factor DIVARICATA-like. The record is from RefSeq and is a predicted model, not a curated record. Lineage: Eukaryota; Viridiplantae; Streptophyta; Magnoliopsida; Cornales; Cornaceae. The coding region runs from base 730 to 1701 and encodes 323 amino acids. Gene Ontology annotation, molecular function: DNA binding. The transcript has 3 exons.
UAUAUUUACAAAAUUACAAGUGGAGACUUCAUGAUGGUACCCCCAAUCACAAGUAGACAACAACUUCAAGUAUUCUUUAUAUUCCCUCUUCCUUCCAAACUCUGCUCUCGAUUCUCUCACGACCCUGUUAAAGAACCGUACUACCACUGAAUUUUGAAUCGUCUCUUCCAUUCUCACCCACUUUUGCUUGAACCCCCAAUCACCAUUUUCUCUCUGUUUUCUUGUUGCUAAGAAAGAAAAGGAAACAAUACUUUCCCGCCUUUUAUCACCCAGAUUCUCCAGAAUCAAUAUCUUUUCUCAACUGGUUUCUUUCGACAAGUUUUAUUUCACUUUAGUUGAAGUUUUGGAGUGUGGCACUACCUAUUCUCACUUUUUGAACCUUCAAUUCUUCAAAAUAUUCCAACGUCUCUUUCAAAUUCAGAAAUUUAUAUGGGUUUUGCAAUUUUCUUUUGUUUUUAGUUCUGUCCUGGUUUGUGGUUUAGUAUAAUAUGUGAUUGGCUGGGUCUAGGGUUUAUCUGUGAGCUGCAAGAUCUAUGCUUUUUCUGAUUUUUUCCAGAUAUUCUUGAUUCCGAAAAGGUGAGUCUUUUCUAGAUUCUUCAAUUUAUGCUAUUUUGAAAAAAGGGUAUUCUGAUUCCCAGUAAAUGAUUCUGAAUUUAAUGCCUUUUGGGUCAUUAUAAUCCCUCACACUUUCUCUGCAUACUAAAUAUUUCUUCAAUGUCAUCAAAUUGAAUGCUUGAAUCAAUUCUAUGGAUUGAAAUGUCAAAUUAUAGCAAAUUGAGGGAUAUAGACUUGAGGGGAGAAGGGUUUGAAACACUCGUGGACAUGGAAAGUCUGAGUCCGUCUUCGUAUUUGAAUUGUUUGAUGCAAGAGAGCAAGAACACCAAAUGGACUAAAGAAGAGAACAAGAGCUUUGAGAGAGCUCUUGCCAUGUUCGAUAAGGACACUCCGGAGAGAUGGCUAAAUGUGGCAGCCAUGAUCCCUGGAAAGUCAGUGUUUGAUGUGAUAUGGCAGUACCAGAAAUUGGAAGCAGAUGUUAAUGAUAUAGAGGCUGGGUUGGUUCCAAUUCCGGUGUAUUUGACAUCCUCUUUCACAUUGGAGUUUGUAGAUAAUCGCGAAUUUGAUGCCUUAAGAAAGAGGUCUUCCACGGGGGAGAGGAAAAAGGGGGUGCCUUGGACAGAAGAUGAGCACAGGCGGUUUCUGAUGGGUCUUGAAGUGCAUGGUAAAGGGGACUGGAGACAUAUCUCUAGGAAUUUCGUAAUCACCAAAAACCCCACUCAAGUGGCAAGCCAUGCUCAGAAAUAUUACAUGAGGCAGAAUUCGGGUGGAAAAGAUAAGAGACGACCCAGCAUCCAUGACAUCACAACUAUCCAUCUCGCGGACGCUACUCAAUCCAAUUAUAAUGAAUCUCUGUUGUGUGACAAGUCCAGUCCGCUUUCACCACCAACGUCGGUCCCCAGCACACCAAAAAUAUUACUCAACUGGAAUGACUCCAAUGAUGGAGUAGUGAUGGUUUUUGGCUCAACUCAUGCCAACUCAUUCAUGCAGUAUCCACAUGAGAUUGCUCCACAUGGUCUUAAACUACAGGGAGGUGCUCGUCAUGGAGCUCAUAUCGGACCUCACAAUUCAAUGUUUCAGAUCCAAUCCACAAGUGUCCACACUGAGGUUGCGUACGUUUUACGAAGUUUAGCCUGGUUCAGUUGAAAAACAGAGCUGUUCUACCUGUAAAAAUGCUGACAAGACUAUGAUAAAGGUGCGUUUUCAUUAGGUGGAAAAUAACAUCUACCCGGGAGUGGGUAGAUAAAUAUAUCACUAUUUUAAUGGUUGAUAAAAUGCUAGUCCUCAGAUGAUAAGUGAUCUGAACAAAUUUUUAUGUUUGCUAAUGUGCUGUGACUGUGUUUGUUCCCUUUAGUUGCUACUACCACCGUUGUUGCUGAUACAACUAUUAAAUGAAAAAGCCAAAGUGCCAGCACACGUCAUUUUGCAUGUAUCAUCUUCUAAAACCACACAUUAAUCAGUAACAUGAUUACUUUUAUUCACAUUUCUUUUUGGUAAAUGACAAAACCACCAACUUUUAUUUUUAUUUUUAUUUUUUUCAAUUUUUAUUAUUAUUUUAUAGGAUCAGCCGCUCUGCAAGUUGCGAAGAAAGCAUUUUGGCC